This is a messenger RNA of Kazachstania africana CBS 2517, 1122 nucleotides long. RefSeq lists its product as uncharacterized. The transcript has a single exon. Gene Ontology annotation, biological process: protein import into peroxisome matrix. Gene Ontology annotation, cellular component: cytosol. The record is from RefSeq and is a predicted model, not a curated record. Bases 1 to 1122 code for a protein of 373 amino acids. Lineage: Eukaryota; Fungi; Ascomycota; Saccharomycetes; Saccharomycetales; Saccharomycetaceae.
AUGGUAAAAGAAACCGCUUACUACGAGCUACUCGGCGUUGAACCUGAUGCAACAUCAUCAGAAAUCAAAAAGGCCUACCGUAAAAAGGCGUUAUCUAUGCUACCUGAGAAGCAUCCAAGUAACAUUGGAGCUAAUGAAAAGUUCCAAGCUAUUGCUGAAGCGUACCAAGUUUUGCAUAGUAAAGAGUUGAGAGAAAAGUAUGAUAAGCUCGGAAAAGAAGCAGCUAUUCCAAAGAAAGGUUUUGAAGAUGCAAGCGAAUAUUUUCCCACAAUAUUCGGUGGCGAGGGUUUUAAAGACUGGAUUGGCUCAUUUCUUCUAUUUCAACAAAUGAACGAAUCUUUGGACUUUCUAGAAGAAGAUUUAACACAAAAGCAAAAAGAAGAUAAAUUACUUGAACUAGACCAAAAAAGACAUCAAAAUGUUAAGGAAGAGGUGAAAGUGUUGGCAGAAAAGUUAGACCAUAAAUUAGAGAAAUAUUACUUUGCAGUAAAGGAUGGUAAAGUAGAUAAAUGGGUUAAAAAGGUAGAGCAGGAAGUAGAAAUUUUGAAGAUGCAGAGUUUUGGUAUUGAAUUAUUGCAUACCAUGGCACUUGUCUAUAGGACAAAAGCAAAUAACUUCAUUGCAUCAAACAACACUUUAGGGGUAUCAAAAAUUUUCACUAAGGUGCGUGAUGGCGUUAGAGAUUUCAUUAAUAAUUACAAUCUAAUCUCAACUAAUUUGUCAGCCCAACAGACUAUGGAACAGCUUGACGAAACGCAGGCUGGAAAAUUGACUGCAGAUGAGCGCCAUAAACUGGAAUCCUUAAUGGCAAGUAAGGCAGUGGCUGUAAUGUGGUCAGUUUCUAAAUUGGAACUGAUCAGCAAACUACGAGACGUUUGUAAUAAAAUAUUACAUGACGAAGAAGUUUCACCAAAAGAUAGAGUAGUUAAAGCUCAUGGUCUACUCCUAAUUGCCGAGAAAUUCGAAAAAGCCAAAAGAUCACCAGAGGAAGCAGAAGAAGCAAAGGUAUUCGAGAAGCUACUAGUGAAUGCAGAAGCUAGAGAAAUCCACAAGAAGCAAAACUCUAAACAUCAUAAAAAGCCGUCAACAAGCCUAAAUCACACUCGUAAUAACCAUAUCUGA